CGUUUGAACUCAUUGACUUUUGGCUGUAAAGAGACACCUUCCUAUACAGAUAUUGAUGGUUGCAAAUAGAGGAGGCAAGGUUACACGAAAGCCAACCUUACAACAUAACCUUGGAACUUCCGACGAACAUGUCAUUUGCUCAUCUCUUGGCUUGACAGCAUGCCCCUCCAUCAACGGAAGUCCGCUUGGUGUUACCCCCAGCUCGCGUGGGAACGUCAUCCUUUGAGAAGCUGUUGCGAAGCCAUCCGCCGAUUCAAUCCGAACAGCUAUGCAUGCCACCGACGUGGAACCAAUAAGGCUUUUCUACCAUUCGGAUCCUUUCAAUUGCGUUGGGUGGGACCACUCGCACUCCCGGGUUGCAUCCCCACGAAAACCAGGCUGGUGGGCUCGGGUGACAUAAGACGACCUUGCUCUGAUCCACGAGGCUGUGACCAUGACCCACAAGCGCGAGCAGGCUCAGCUGAGCCCGCGGCAUGGUGCCAAGUUUAGUUGUCAGAACGUUGUUGUUUCGUUCAAAAGUCAGAGCAAGCGCUCUCGACGAGGCGUUCUCUCGGACCAGGAUUCUGAGUUGGUUUGCAAAGCUCUCGCCAUCCUGAUAUUCCUCUCCGCGUGUCACCUCUGUCUGCUUGGGAAUAUUCCCGAGAAUAUUUACCCACUCACAACCGUAUUGGCCGACGCCGAUAAUCUAAAAGACCGAGCAUCGUCUCUCUUAGCGAAGAUGACAAACCCCAGGACCAUCUGCUACUGGGUAGCUAAGGCAACCCUACUCAGGUUUUCAUUGGCGGCCACAGAAAGAGCGACUGCUGUUGAUCGCGCCGUGACAGCUAUCAAGACGUUACAGACCUUCUACAAUGACUCAGACGGUUUAUGGGAGACGACUGGGUGGUGGAACAGCGGCAACUGCCUCACUGUGCUCGGAGACUUCCUCAAUCUGGCCGUUGAAAGCACAGGUGACUUGGGGUUGGAGGACGUGUUUGCCAACACUUUCACCAGAGCGCAACAGACCACUCAGACCGCAACCAAAACACUGGUUAAGGGCUCGAGCAGGCGUUUGUUCGAAUCAAGGUACAUUGCGUCUCCGGUCGUGGGUGAGUCCAGCCUCGCUUCCAGGGGCUUCAGUGGCUUCCUGAACAAUUAUUACGAUGAUGAAGGCUGGUGGGCCCUGGCUUGGGUCAGGGCAUUCGAUGUCACUGGGAAUGCGCAAUAUCUAGACAUGGCCGAAAGCAUUUUCGCGGAUAUGCAAGGUGGAGUGAAUGGUACUUGCGGAGGGGGUAUUUGGUGGAAUAAACAAAGGACAUACAAGAACGCAAUUGCUAAUGAGUUAUACCUUUCGGUUGCUGCUUCUCUCGCCAACCGUGCGGCCAAUAAAGACUCUUACUUGAGCAUCGCCCAGGACGAGUGGGAUUGGUUUAAAGGGAGCGGUAUGAUCAACGAUGAGAAUCUGAUCAAUGAUGGGCUCGAAAUAAACUCUGAUGGGUCUUGUUUCAACAACGGAGACACGGUCUGGUCUUAUAACCAGGGGGUAAUUCUGGGCGGUCUGGUCGAGCUCUCCAGAGCCACUGGGGACUCCGGAUACCUGUCCGAGGCUACUUUGAUUGCGGAGGCCGCAAUAGAGGCCCUUUCGGAAGACGGAAUCCUUCAUGAAAGCUGCGAGCCCAACGACUGCGGCGCUGAUGGCUCUCAGUUUAAGGGUAUAUUCGUUCGGAACUUGGGAUACCUCCAACUCGAAGCCCCAAAGGAUAGCUUCCGAGAAUUUAUUCUGGCCAACUCGGACUCGAUAUGGAACAACGACCGGAAUGGCAGCAACUACUUGGGUCUCAUAUGGUCGGGCCCAGCUUCUGCCGGCGGGUUCCCUAACGCUAGCACGCAAAGUUCGGCAUUGGACACGCUCGUAGCUGCGGUAGCUGUAUCAUAAGAAGCAGGAACACGUUUUGGACAGCGGACAUGGUUCAUGCGUAGUUUUUCGUAUAUGGGCAGGUUUCUGCAUUUAUGUUUAGAGGCAUGUCGUUUUGAACGUGACCCCAAGCAGGGGGCCUCGCCGAUUACGAGGCCGCAUCGGCACUUCAGAUUGAAUUAACGCUGUGGUCGACUCGUAUGCGAGGAGUAGAAGCUUUUACAUCUGAAAAUUAGGAGACAACCUAUCUCUAA
Molecule: messenger RNA, 2148 nt
Organism: Diaporthe batatas
Lineage: Eukaryota; Fungi; Ascomycota; Sordariomycetes; Diaporthales; Diaporthaceae
Exons: 2
Coding region: 434-1915 (493 amino acids)
Biological process (GO): carbohydrate metabolic process
Source: RefSeq, a predicted model, not a curated record